UUUUUUCAAUGUCGCCGGCUCCAUGAUUAAGGAGGACUUCUGUGUUCCGCUAGGCUGGAAUGGAUUGUUACCGAUCACGUUGCCAACGGAGCAUAUUUGGAUGGCACGGCGCACUGGGACCUUCUGACACGCAUGGUUUGGAUGGAGCGGCGAACGCUGCCCUCUAUCCCAAAGUUAAAGCGCCGGACAACAUAUAAAGGGUGGGCUUACACCGUCUUAACCAAUUUAACCAAAUUAUUCACCAUGAAGUCAGUUCUCUCCCUCGCUCUUCUUGUAGCUUCUGCUUUCGCCCAGAGCGCUGUAAUCGGAUACCCUCCACAGGGUCUUUCGGUUUCUCCUGGAAGCAGUUUGACUGUUCAGGUAGAGAAACCUAAUUCAUUGUCAGGUUCUGAGGAAGUUGCCGUCGUCAUUGGCAUACAGUCAUGCCCAGGAGCGCCGUGCAUUUCCCCUGCUGAUUACAUGGGUCAAAUACUGUAUAACGGUCCCUUCAACCCACAGUACCACGAGACGUACAACCCCCCGUAUGAAAACUUCACAGUUCAGAUUCCCAGCAGCAUUACCGCCGGAACCGCUCUUAUUGGGGUUGCUCAUAUCAAUCUUAUCGGGGCUGGGUUGUACCCUUCGUUGGAGAUUCUGAACCGCACCAUCACAAUUUCAUGAUAAUUUCAUUGCUAUGGAUUGUUUGGAUAUUGACGCUGUAGUACAGUAUCGCAGAACGAUACAUAGACAUAAUUCGGCUAUACCUGUUUCUGUAAUUCCUACAACCUCCUACGGACCAAGUAUUUUCGCGUACGAACUGUCCUGGUCUCUUUUUGUGUUGUGUGACACAUUUGUGAUGUUUCUUUCCAACCAAGUACUUGCUAGUCUCAUACCGUCACAAGCGAUGCACACGUCCUCAGUGAAACCAUUUUAGAACAAGCACCUUGCU
Messenger RNA from Suillus clintonianus, 928 nucleotides. RefSeq lists its product as uncharacterized. The coding region runs from base 133 to 660 and encodes 175 amino acids. The transcript has 3 exons. NCBI's taxonomy places the organism in Eukaryota, Fungi, Basidiomycota, Agaricomycetes, Boletales, Suillaceae. The record is from RefSeq and is a predicted model, not a curated record.